Molecule: messenger RNA, 3890 nt
Organism: Hemicordylus capensis (graceful crag lizard)
Lineage: Eukaryota; Metazoa; Chordata; Lepidosauria; Squamata; Cordylidae
Gene: REDIC1
Product: chromosome 5 C12orf40 homolog
Exons: 15
Coding region: 1163-3199 (678 amino acids)
Source: RefSeq, a predicted model, not a curated record
CCCUUCGCCCGCAACGUCGCUGCUCGCCGCCUGGUCCGAAGCGGCGCUGCUGCUGCUGUCACUUCGCGUCUGCCCUCGGGGGGCGGGAGGGCGGGCGGCAUGUGCUAAUGGCAACGUGGUCCCCUCGGGAGCUCUUCACCGCCCGCCUCUCGCAGGUCGCUGCUGCCGCCCCGCUGGGAGAGGAGGAGAUGGAGUCGCAGCGGGUGAUGCAACUGCAGGCUUUCCCUCACCUCCCCAUCCAAAUCAGGGGUGUCGCUAGGGAGGAGGGCGCCUGUGUUCGCUCCUCUCCCCGCAGCCCCAUGAAGGCAAUGGGGAGGGGUGGAGCUGGCGGGAUGGUUCUUUGAACCUCCACCUCUGAAACAAAUAAAAGGCACGACGCCACCCAUGCACAUGUAUGUUGCUCAUGUGGCCGUCGCUUUUAGUGGGGCCUCGCAUGUGCGACUGCUUCUCCGAGCCGUCUUCACAGCUGGAUCCAAGUAAACGCCGUGUGUCACCUACUGCCUAACAACUCUGGUUGAGAAUUGCCAAGUGAUCGUCUGCGUGUGGGAGCCAGCCCUCGCUGGAGCUCUUUUAAGGAGCUGUCCCUCCCUGGUCGCUCCUAUGCACUUCUCAGUCCCGGGGAUGGCGGGAAGGAAGUAGAGUGGCUAUCUGUCUGUGGGGGACGAGGGGCAGAAAUUCAGCAGGUAAAGCUUUCAGUAUUCGAGGAUCUCCAUACUGGGGGAAAUUGUGCUUCUGUCUGUAGCACAGAAGCCUUUUUCGGGAAACAGCAUGGCAACGCUAAAAGGCCACGGUCCUUGCGCUCCUUCGCUACAGUGUGAAGAUGGGGAUGGGACGGAGCAAUCCAUUGCUGAAACAGUUCUAGUGCAAACAGGCCAAUAUCAACGUAGAGGCUCCCUUUUGUGGGCUCUCCUGUGAGUGUCAGUCGAAGACCUGGUGUCCAGGGACAGCUUGGGAGACCCUGCCCUGAGAGCAACCUUUCCUUUGCGGCCAUAGCGGCACCUAGUGGUCUUGGAGGAAUCCCUGCACUGACAGUUUCUCUCAGUGGCUGCUGCUUUUUCUGGAUGGAGGAGUUUUCACCUUGGCUCAAGGCUGGUAGGAUGUCCACCUGAAAGGGUGCUCUCUCACUAGGCCUCCCUAGCUGAGUAUUUUCUGAUGAGAGGAAAUGAAUUGGGUUGGUGGUUCUCGAAAAAGAAUCAUGCUUACGAAGGAGAGAAGAAAGCAGAAGGAUUUCUUUGAAAAGGAAAGGCUGAAGUCCAAGAUGAAGAUGUUGAGGGUAUCUCCCCUUAAAAGCUCAACUGUCAGUUUAGAUCUCCUCAAUCUGUAUGUUGUUAAUCAGAUGUCUACCAAGAAAGAUUAUCCUGACAAAGUUCAAAAACCAGUUCAUGUGGAUAUUGACAAAGGAAUAAAAAUUCCUCUGAGGCGGCAUAAUGUAGAACUUCCCAAGUCCCCUGAAGAGAGAUCAUCUAAAAUAUCCCUAGAUGACAUUCAGAACAGGUUACAACAAGAAGUAUUAGAAAAUAGGACUAAGUAUCUCUUGGGGAAAAAGAACAUUCAAUCUCAAUGCCGACCAUCUCAGCCAGAGAUUAUUAAGUGUGACGACCCUUGGCUUCCUAAAACAUCACACAGGCAAAGGAAUUUCAGUGACCCUGGUGUAACUGCACCAGCAGGUCUGCAUUUUCAGCAGCUGAACAGUUCAGAAUAUAGUAACUCAUUUGACAAGCAUCCCAAGAUCACUGUUGGCACAGAUUUUGGAGAUCAGAGCAAAGGAGGGCCAUUGUUCAGUGUUGUGAAUGACAGAGAAAUACUAAAGGCUACACAAGGUGAAAGCACCCAGCCCUGGGCAGCUUUGUUUGAAGAGGAGAAUCAAUGCUUUCCUACUCAUUCUUCCUCGGAAUUGUAUUGUUCUUUUACUGACAAAAAUAUUAUGGAGGAGCUGUUUACAGAUCCAGGUGUUGCAAACCAAAUAUCCAAUGUGGGUGGUCCUUAUGUCAAAGAUAUGCAUCAGAGGGCAAGUUUUGCUCAAAGUUGUCCUGCUGAAAGAAGCCUCCAAGGUAUUUUCACAGCUCCAGAGCAGAUUUUCUCUAAACAUACCAAAAGCUUAAGUGCAAACAGUCAAGAGCUCAUUAAGAAUCAGCUGAAAGAUUACUGCAUUCAAGAAAGAAAUCCUGUAAUAUUUUCUGAACAGCAAGAGAAUACUGCAGACUUUAACAGUGCAGCUAUUCCAGGAGGACGAUCUUCAGAGUUCCACACUCAGACCACAUCACUGAACUGCAGGGGAUUUAUAAACCAAACAAGAAAUAUUAAGGUAGCAGAAACCAUGCAGAAUUACUUCAAGGAAGACAGAAACGGCACACUGGCAGAACCAAGUCUGAAUCACUUGAAGAUCUUUGGACUUGAAGAGGUGCAUGAUGCCUCUUUCACUUCCCUUCAGAACAAGACAGAAAAUGAAGUCAGCAGUUACUAUGAUCAUAGUUCAGAACCUGACAGACAACAAGAUGAUACAUCUCAGCUGAGCAGCCAAUCCCCCGGUUAUUCACGAGAGCAAGCAGGUAUAUAUGCCAGAACUACGUCUGAUGAGCAGUCUAAAGAAGAAGAUCAGAAUGGAAACAUGCCUUGUUAUUUUGAGGACUCUUUCCCAAGAAAUUAUGACAACCGAUUUACAGUUUCAGGAAGUCAAAGACCAUGCAAUUGCCAAUCAAUGGAUGUGUCUUCCAUUCUCCUUGACAGCAUGACCAAGGAAAGAGCAGGCAUUCAUCCUCAGAUAAAGUCAGCCAUGGAUAUAAGAAAAGUGAAUGCUGCUCCAUCUCUGCACAGCAAAGCACACAUACCGUUUAAAAACAAACAGUAUGCUAAUUUCAACGCAAAGCACAAUGCUUGGUCCCAAACAGAGAAAUGUGCUGAAGAAAUACAAAAAUCCAAUGCUGCUAUUCAGUGUGAUAUCAUGCAGGCAUGUAGGUGUAAAAGUGAGCUGUCCUCUCUCUGUAGUGCUGAAAUUGUCACUUCAACAAGUAAGGUAGAGACCACAGGGGGGCAGAAUAUUCCAGUAAAUGGAGCAGCAUUUCAGCCUUUAAGUAACAGCAGUGCAAUGUUUGUUAAGACCUUGCCUUCUGACACAGAGUACCUCACAGAACAAGGCAAAACAAGCCGAGGCAUGCUAAAUUGCCUCAAUGUGAAGGAUAAAGGGGAAACAUGCAACUAAAUAUAAUUUGCAUUGCCUUGUAUACUCAUUGCCAGUAUAGCAAAGAUAGGAGUUUUAUCUGAUUUAUUGCUUUGACCACAUAUAUUCUCAAGCCACAGUCCAAAACCAGGUUAGGCGCACUUCACUGGCUUCAUUUCAAGGCAGAGUUACACACACUUAUGCCCCAUGACAAUACCAUCAAGUUGGUGUUAAAUCAUGACCAUUGAUUUCAGUGGUCUUAAGCAUGCUUAACGCUGUUGGAUUGUGACUACUUUGUUUUGCACAACUGCAUUUUGUUCUUGCAAAGUACAUAUAUCCUCCACUAAUAUACACUGCUGAUAAUAUUCUAGAAGAGAAAUGUCUCUGUAAAAGCAGUUACAACUGUUUAUGAAAAUGCAUUCUUGAAGCCAAUGGACACACAUACAUUUUAAAAAGAGGCACUUUAUAUAGAACGAUUUAUUUCUACUUCCAUUGUCAUCACACAAUAUAUCAUUUUUGAGGAAUAUAGCAAUUAACAUUUGUGCAUACAGAAGUGACUGUCACGGUGUUACUGCAUAGAAUAAUAUUCCAAGCUAACCUUUCCUGCCUGUUUGACUUAAUUCAGCAGCUCUCAGUUUUUACCUUGCUUGAAUGUUUAGGUUUGAAAGAUUGAGUUUUAUUCAGUAUAUGUUAUUUAUAAUCCAUGAAAUAAAACCCAUUUCUUUUAUACUCA